This is a messenger RNA of Cephus cinctus (wheat stem sawfly), 1637 nucleotides long. It is a transcript of the gene CSN6, whose product is annotated as COP9 signalosome complex subunit 6. Gene Ontology annotation, molecular function: metallopeptidase activity; protein binding. Bases 200 to 1270 code for a protein of 356 amino acids. The record is from RefSeq and is a predicted model, not a curated record. Gene Ontology annotation, biological process: protein deneddylation. Lineage: Eukaryota; Metazoa; Arthropoda; Insecta; Hymenoptera; Cephidae. Gene Ontology annotation, cellular component: COP9 signalosome. The transcript has 4 exons.
AGACAGAAGUUUAGUAAUUGGAAAGCACCCAAAGCGAUUGCAGCUAUGUCCAGUGGUGUGCAGUGUUUUGUGAUCUCAAAGAAACAAGUGAAAGUUUGGUUCUGCAAAAGAAAUUCAUUUGCCGGCUACUGUGUCGGUUAUUAUUGGGCCUGACAGGAAGUACAAAGCAUACAAAGCUACUGCGACGAUUUUGUACAAAAUGAGCGAACCGAAACAACAGCCGAGCGACAUGGAGGUUGACGACAAUAAUGCUGUCUCGACAGAUGCUCCAAUGGAGGUUACACAAGCUCAAAACGAACGAGGUCCUUCUACUUCUACUUCUACUUCUACUUCUACUUCUAUUGGUUCCGGUUCUAAUGCCAUUCGUGUUAUGGCCUCAUCCGGUACUGUGGGCUCUGUAUCUAUCAGCCUUCAUCCACUUGUCAUUAUGAACGUUAGUGAACACUGGACUAGACUAAGGGCCCAGGAAGGUUCCGAUCAGCUAGUGUACGGUGCAUUAAUUGGUAAACAGAAGGGACGUAAUAUUGAAAUCAUGAAUUCCUUUGAACUUCUGUUUACUUGCAUUGGGGAUGACGUUAUUAUUGAUAGAGACUAUUAUAAUACCAAGGAAGAACAGUUUAAACAAGUAUUUAGUGACAUGGAUUUUUUGGGUUGGUACACUACUGGUGAUAUGCCAAACGAGAGGGAUAUCAGAGUGCACAAGCAACUUUGUGAAAUUAAUGAAUGUCCUGUAUUAUUAAAGUUAAACCCAAGGUCUAAAAACUCUGAUCAAUUGCCUGUUUCCAUGUAUGAAUCGGUGAUUGAUUUAGUGGGAGGACAAGCAACAAUGUUAUUUGUACCUUUAACAUAUACAUUAGCUACUGAAGAAGCUGAAAGAAUUGGAGUAGAUCAUGUAGCACGAAUGUGCAGUAACGACCAGGUUGAAAGUUCCCUAGUAGCUGAACAUUUAAUGGCACAGCAUAGUGCUAUUAAAAUGUUACACUCUCGAGUGAAGUUGGUAUUGAGAUAUGUACAGGCUGUACAAAGUGGAGAACUUAAAGGAAAUCAUGAAGUCUUAAGGGCUGCAUGUUCUCUGGGACACCGCUUGCCUGUAAUGAACAGCCCAAAGUUCAGAGCCGAUUUCUAUAACCAAUGCAACGAUUUUGGCCUCAUGACGUACCUUGGAAUAAUAACAAAAGGCUGUAAUGAUAUUAAUCAGUUUGUUAACAAAUUUAAUAUUUUGUACGACAGGCAAGGCAUGGGUCGGCGUAUGCGUAAUUUAUUCUUCUGAUAAGUGAAUCGGUUCUAUUUUGUACUUGUCACACUGUAAAUUUCGUACUAAUUAUAAAUGAGUUCAGGAUCACGGAAUGCCAAAUAGUCAAUCCCCCAUGGUGAGUAAGAGGACAAUGAAAUAUUCAGAAUAAAUGACAGCGAGAUUUGCGAAAAUAAAAGGAAGCAUUUCUUGUAAUUAGAUUGAAGAUUUGUGCGAUAGAGUCGACAGACGAAUGCCAAAGAUAAUAAUCUAUCAGGCACUGAAUUUCCUUUGCUAAUCAACGCAAAGUUGGUGUUAGUCCAGCCGCAGCUGCUCAUAAGCAGUGCAAUUAAUAAUAUAUAAAAACUCUAUUAACAUGUGAUAUCAAUAAAUGCUGUGAUGCGUA